AUGUCUGAAGGCUACGACUGCUAUACACGGACGGUGCUCUGGAUGUACGACGUCCAAGUCCACUGGUUUAACGACAAUUUUGCCUGGCGAUGCCCUCGCCCGGUCCUGCAGGCCUUCUUUGAUGCCAACGCCGGCCCUCGCCAUAUGGACAUUGGCCCGGGAACAGGGCUCUUUCUGGCAGAGCACCGGGGCAAGAUGCAGAACAAGGGCGUGAACUGGCCCCAGCAACUGGCAUUUGUGGACAUGAAUCCCAAUUGUCUGCAAGCUGCCACCGCCCGCGUGAAUCAAUCAAUCAAUCAAUCCAUGGACACCUUCCGAUUCUCGGAGACCUGCGAGCUUUUAUCUGGGGCAGAAAGCACAUGUACCUUUGAAUCUGGGCUUUCUAGAGGCAAUACUCCGUGCGAUACGAGCGAGACUAAUUAG
Messenger RNA from Aspergillus japonicus CBS 114.51, 423 nucleotides. RefSeq lists its product as uncharacterized. NCBI's taxonomy places the organism in Eukaryota, Fungi, Ascomycota, Eurotiomycetes, Eurotiales, Aspergillaceae. The record is from RefSeq and is a predicted model, not a curated record. The transcript has a single exon. The coding region runs from base 1 to 423 and encodes 140 amino acids.